Chaetura pelagica (chimney swift) is the source of this 949-nucleotide messenger RNA. RefSeq names its product 5'-nucleotidase, cytosolic IIIB (gene NT5C3B). Gene Ontology annotation, molecular function: magnesium ion binding; 5'-nucleotidase activity. Bases 1 to 831 code for a protein of 276 amino acids. Lineage: Eukaryota; Metazoa; Chordata; Aves; Apodiformes; Apodidae. The record is from RefSeq and is a predicted model, not a curated record. The transcript is spliced from 8 exons. Gene Ontology annotation, cellular component: cytoplasm.
AUGUUUGAGGGUGAAGGUCUGGUGGGCACCAAGCUGUCCCCUGUGUUAAAGCCUGAGCCAGGGGUCAUCUCUGACUUCGACAUGACUCUGAGCCGCUUUGGGUGCAAUGGCAGACGCUGCCCCACUUCGCACAAUAUCCUCGAUAACAGCCGUGUUAUCAGUGAGGAUGGCAAGAGGAAGCUGCAAGACCUGCUGCACUAUUACUAUCCCAUUGAGAUUGAUCCCAACCGGACCCUGGAAGAGAAGUGUCCCCUUAUGGUGGAGUGGUGGAGCAGGGCCCACGAGCUGCUCUCGCAGCAGAAGAUCCAGAAGGGUGACAUAGCCCAGAUCGUCAGGGAGUCGGAUGUGAUGCUGAGGGAUGGAUUCAAGGAGUUGUUUGAUCAGCUGCAUAAGAACAACGUCCCACUGUUCAUCUUCUCUGCUGGUGUUGGUGACAUCCUUGAGGAGAUUAUCCGUCAGGCCAACGUCUUCUACUCAAAUGUCAACGUGGUGUCCAACUACAUGGACUUUGAUGAUAACGGAAUCCUCACACAUUUCAAGGGACCUCUCAUCCACACCUACAACAAGAACAACAGUGUCCUGCAAGGUACCAAGUAUUUCCAGCAGCUGAGCACCAGGACAAGCAUCAUCUUGCUGGGGGACUCCAUGGGUGACCUGACGAUGGCAGAUGGCGUUCCCAGCGUGGAGAACAUCCUCAAGAUAGGCUUCCUCAAUGACAAGGUGGAAGAGAGGAGGGAGAAGUACCUGGAUGCCUAUGACAUUGUCCUGGAGAGCGACGAGACGCUGGAUGUGGUCAACGGGAUCCUCCGGUACCUCCUUACGGAGACAUGAGCUGGGCAGGCAGCACCCCAACCCCAGCCCCCCAGCAGGGCACCAGGGCACUGAGUGUCCUUUCCUUGACAAAGAUGGAGUGGUGGAUCUGCUGGUACCUCCUGGACUCCAUCCUGAC